Messenger RNA from Panonychus citri (citrus red mite), 2026 nucleotides. Its product is annotated as galactose mutarotase-like. NCBI's taxonomy places the organism in Eukaryota, Metazoa, Arthropoda, Arachnida, Trombidiformes, Tetranychidae. Gene Ontology annotation, molecular function: carbohydrate binding; aldose 1-epimerase activity. The transcript is spliced from 2 exons. Bases 695 to 1780 code for a protein of 361 amino acids. The record is from RefSeq and is a predicted model, not a curated record. Gene Ontology annotation, biological process: beta-D-galactose catabolic process via UDP-galactose, Leloir pathway; glucose metabolic process.
AAUGUUAUUUCGAUUGUAACUUCUCAGUGAGUUUCAGAAAGUCCUUCCAAUGGUUCCAUCUAUUGUUAGAGAUUUCAUCAACUCUCACACAGUAUAAUUCAAAAGUCGAUUAAUAAUCUUAAUCAAUAAUUUUCAAUGAAUCAAAGUGAAGUUUCGUUCUUUUAUUCUGUUUUUAAUUCACUUAUUUUAAUGCAUCUAACUAAUUAAUCUCAUCAUCAUGCAACAAAUUUACUUUAAUCGUAUGAAAAGAUACUCUCCUGGAAAUAGUGUGAAAAUAAUUAAUUGCUCAAUUGUUACUUUCAAAUCAUCAACACCUUAUCCAAAACUGAAAGUUGAAAUGUUAUCUUCCAAUCAGCCAACAAUCAAUACAAUCAGAGACAAAGAAAUCUAAAUAAAACAAUUAAAUCAUCAAUCAUCAGUAUUGACACUCAAUAAAAAAUUAGUAAAACUGUUUUCACAUUUACACCUUAAAGUGAUUGUUGUCAACCAAACCCAUCAAGCCAAUCAGUUUAAUUAGUGAUUAACAAUUUAAAGGAUGUUACACAAUCAGAGAUCCAAGGAAGAGGAGGAGAGAAGGAGAUUAAAAGAUUAAAUCAUUAGCGUCAUUUAAUUAAUAGUUUAAUAGUGAAUUUAUUUGAACAAUUUGCCAUUCAGACUAAGUGUUGUGUUUAAUUAACAACUCAAACAAUUAACAAUGAGUGAUUCAAUUAACAAUGAGUUUACCAUUUCCAAUCAACAAGGGACAAUUAAAGCUACAUUUGUCAACGUUGGUGCUUCAUUGAAAAACUUAAUUGUUAUUGAUAAAAAUGGUGAUCAUCAAGAUAUUGUCCUUGGUUUACCAAAUCCAAUUGAUUACGUUGAUAACAAUUUAGCUUAUUUUGGUUGUGUUGUUGGUCGAGUUGCCGGAAGGAUUAAAGAUGCUCAAUUUAAUCUUGAUGGUAAACAAUACAAAUUGAUUGCUAAUAAAGGUACUAAUCUUUUACAUGGAGGUAAAAUUGGUUACAGUCAAAAACCAUGGAUUAUGGUUAAUCAAUCAACUAAUUCAGUUAAAUUUCAAUUAAUUUCACCUGAUGGUGAUAAUGGUUUUCCUGGAAGUCUUCAAGUAACAAUUGAAUAUAUUGUCACCCAAUCAAAUGAAUUAUCAUUCAAUUAUGAAGCUAAAUUGAUCAAUGAUGAUCAAGAAAAGGAUAUACAAUCAACCAUAAUUAAUUUAACUAAUCAUAGUUAUUUUAAUCUAAGUGGAUUUUCAUUUAAAGAUGACAAAACAAUUCUUAAUCAUAUUGUCCAAACAAAUUGUAAUCAAGUUUUGGAUAAAGAUGAUGAUCUAACUGCUAAUGGUAAAAUUUUGAACGUUAAUUCAGUUAAUGGGUUAGAUUUUACUCAACCCAAAACCAUUGGUCAGUCAAUUGAAUUAACUAAUGGUGGUUAUGAUGAUUGUUACCUUGUACCUAAUUACACUGGAACUGAUGGUCAGGGUGGGUCACAAUGUGUUCCAGUGAUAAAUGUUACCUGUCCAGCGUCCGGGAUAAAACUUACAAUGUCCACCACUGAGCCUUCAUUUCAAUUUUAUACCGGAAAUUUCAUCACGACCAAUAUACUGACCAAACGAUAUCCACAUGAAAAUGACCUUCAAUAUGAUAAACAUUUUGGAUUCUGUCUUGAAGCUCAACGUCCACCCAACGCAAUUAACGUUCCCGGUUGGGAAUCUUAUGUAAUCCUGAAACGAGGACAAACUUAUAAACAGAAAACUGUUUAUUCAUUUACAACAGUAAACAAUUAAUUGUGAUUGAUUAACUUUCCAAUGCACAGUUAAUCUGUAACCAAUUGUAUUAGACAGUUACAAUCAAGAGAAUCAUUUUCAUUGUUAUAACAAUUGUUAACCAUUUUAAUGAAUUGAUUAAAAUUUGAUACUUUUCAUUGUUAAGGUGAUCGGUAAUGUAAAUUAAUUGAUUGUUGUUUCAAUUGUUUCAUCAAAUUUUCAAGGUUUGCAUCCUGUCAACAUUAAUAAAAAACUUUUCUCUCAUAA